UGAGGCACAUCUGGGGUUUUUGGUUCACAUGGCAGCAGCAAACUCGACUCCACCUGGUUCUUUGGAUUUAAACCAGCCUGGAUUUUCAAAGGAGAUACUGGGGACUAAAUUGGAGGGCAAAUACCUCUGCUCUGAGUGCAAGAAUAUUCUGAGGAGGCCAUUUCAAGCUCAGUGUGGACACCGCUAUUGUUCUUACUGCCUGAAGAAACUUAUAAGCUCUGGGCCUCAGAAGUGUGCAGCCUGUAUUCAGGAAGGAAUAUAUGAAGAAGGAGUUUCUAUUUUAGAAACAAAUUCGGCUUUCCCAGAUAAUGCAGCUCGUCGGGAGGUGGAAAGUCUGCCGGCUGUCUGUAUUAACGAUGGCUGCCCAUGGACAGGGACUAUUAAAGAAUAUGAGGUGGAAAAUGAAAAACUGCUGGAGCACGAAAGCAAAUGUGUGGGGGAGCAUCUGUAUAUGUUGCUGGGCUUUGUGCUCAGCCUCAAGGCUGAGUCUGGAGACUUAAAGCACCACCCAACCCUUGCGUCAGUGCAGGACAACUCCAUGCUCUUAACAACCAAUUCGCUGUGCUCUGAAUCAGAGCUCUCUGAGUCCUUGGAGCUGCGGGGAAGGUGCGAGGCCCUGGAGAGGAAGACUAUCACAUUUGAGAAUAUUGUGUGUGUGCUGAAUCGGGAAGUGGAAAGAGUGUCUCUGACAGCGGAGGCGUAUAGCCGGCAGCAUCGGCUGGAUCAGGAGAAAAUUGAAAUGCUCAGUAACAAGGUCCGGCAGCUGGAAAGGAGCAUUGGACUGAAAGAUCUGGCCAUGGCUGACAUGGAGCAAAAGAUCCGUGAUAUGGAAGCUUCGACCUAUGAUGGCGUUUUCAUCUGGAAGAUUACAGACUUUGUCAGAAAACGUCAGGAAGCGAUAGCCGGCCGCUGUCCUGCCAUCUUCUCUCCAGCCUUCUACACAAGCAAAUAUGGCUAUAGGAUGUGCCUGCGUGUGUACCUAAAUGGGGACGGCACUGGACGUGGGACCCACUUGUCUCUGUUUUUUGUGGUGAUGAAAGGACCCAACGAUGCGCUUCUGCGAUGGCCCUUCAACCAGAAGGUGACCCUGAUGCUGCUGGAUCAGAAUAACCGGGAGCACAUUAUCGACGCUUUCCGACCCGAUGUGACGUCAACGUCCUUUCAGCGACCCGUCACCGAGAUGAACAUUGCCAGUGGCUGCCCACUCUUCUGCCCAGUCUCCAAGAUGGAGGCCAAGAACUCUUACGUGCGUGACGACGCCAUCUUUAUUAAAGCCAUCGUAGAUCUCACGGGCCUCUAAAGCCUCCUCCCCACCAGGAGCAUUGAGCACAGUGCCAGCCGACCAGGGCUCGCCCUCCCGGUGCUGCACCCUCAGCAUGCCCCAGAGCAGGGGCAAAGUCCAGACCUGGCCCCGUUCUUGAAGGGACCUGCUCCGCUCUGAGUGGAAAUGCAGUGUCUGAUGGGAACCCUCCCUUGGUGUCAAAACACCAGCUUCUCUAGUGCAGAUCUUCCUUGAGAAGAGGCUUGUGUUGAGGUUAGUUGAGUUUGAUCCAUGAUCAAUGGGGACUGGAUGAUCCCCUGCAGGAAUCAGCUACCAGGGCUCCCUGCACCCAGGUUUCAAGCUAAAACGAAGGCAGCUCUUUUGUACUUGUUUAACGUACAGCUCCUACAAUGGAACAGGCAUUCAGCCUGCCCAGAGCACCACUGCACAUAGCCCUUUGGCCAGGCUCUUUCGUUCUCUUAGGAGAUCUCAGUGUUAGAGGGAGCUGGUUUCUCUCUGGUGUUUUUGCUUAAAGGUUCUGUAAUUCUGUAUUGCUGGUUGGUUUGAUCUUUGACAUGAGGGAAGACGUGGACUAGGAGCAGGCAGAGGAGGUGUGUGGGCUUUGCACGGAAGAGAUAGUUGUUAGCUCUCAGUGAGAGGGAAGCAGUUUAGCACAGUCUCACUGGCCUCUCUUUGGCAGCCAUAGCUGCAGAGGCACUUUGAGUGGGGCCGUAUGUCCGUAGGGCAAGAGGGAGCUGUUCCCAGUGUCCAUGUCAAAGAAGACCCAAACCCCUGCCUGCGUUUUAUCUGUAAGUGAUCUGAUGGGAGGGGAAGUGGAGAGUAAGGGAGGACAGCACCUGAGGAAUAUUUUCCUCCUUUCUGUCAGUGUGGGUCUCCUAUAGAACCUACUGCUCCAGGUGCCUUUGGCAUAGCUUGUGUUUUUAAUGACCAAACAGAUGAGUAUUGUAACUCUCUGGAGCGGGUCCUGACCUAGACUGAGAGGUGCCUUGGAAUCUAAUUUGUUGCCUGUUAAUGGUUAACUCCUGGAGCUGGGCUUAGGGCAGGCCAGCCUUGCUCCCCCAUGUGUGAGCUGGUUAGCACCCCAGGAAUGAGGGUUUAGCCAAGGGGGGAAGCUCAUUAGCACCUUUCCUCACCACUCUCAUCCUGGCUUUUAGCACAUCUCUUCAUUUGCCUUUGCAGGCAGGCCCCUUCUGGUGUUCCCUCGCCUGGAGUUGUUGGUCCCCCACCGAGUGUCCUCCCGCAGGUGGCAGCUAAUCUUGGGCUCUUCGCUCUGUCAAGGGGGUUUAGUUGUUUACAAGGCUGGGGGUCUAACAGCCUCACCAGAAGUGUGGCCCCGAUUGCUGCGUGGCCAGCUUAGUGUGCUCUCGCCAGCCAGCCAGUCUGCAGCUGCGUGGUUAGAAACUGUCUGAGGGCUUUCCCUGUGUACUCUUCCCUCCCGGGGCUCCUUGCACUCUGGCCCCCGUUUGCUGCCCCUUUGUCUUUCUAUUUCGUGGAGAAUGGGUCCCUCAGUGUGUUGCCAUUGUGGCUAACUGGCCCCUCAGAGUUACUCUGUGGUGGGCACCUGUAACUCUGGAGUGGCCAUUAGCCACUUUGGAGCCUUAUUCUUUGUGGUUUUCUGUCUCCUCUCCCCAGGGGUCCUGUUCAGUACAUCAGUACAAACCUUCAGGUUCUCUUUGGCCAAAGCACCCAGCUAGCUGCUUUUUGAACCAUCCUUCAGGGGUUGUCCCAGCCCUGUCCAACUCCUCCCCUGCUCUUCUGACCUGGAGGACAGGCAAAGAGGCUGGCCCUGCUGCCCACGCCAGAGGUGCUCCCGGUGGUUGGCUCGAGCCAACAGCCCCACUUCCAGUUAGCAUCAGUGAUCCACUGCUUGUGUGCAGGGGAAGGAAUUCUCUGUGGAACGAUCACCAGUUAGCAAACGCAAGGGAAUCCAGGAUUGUGAAAUUGUGGCCCUCUCCGUGGAGGAAGGCCAUAGCCCCUCUGUUGUGUCCUCUAAAGAGAGAGAUUGUAUGUUCCCCACCUGGGCUCAGGCCCAGGGGCGUCUGAAGAGCUGAGGCACUUCUGCCUUCACACUGUCCUAGCUAGGACCAGUGACAGGCUGUCCCCCCACUGGAGCCUAGGCAGUGGCCUGCUUCAGUCCACUUGGCCCCCUACUCCGCCCAGCCCUUCCGCACACCUCAGCUGGGGUCAGAAAUCUGUCAGUGGAGAUGAGUUUUGAUUCCAGGCUAGGGUGACCGGAAGCUUCUGCCAGGACUAAAGGGGUGCGUAUGGGCUCGUACCCACAGCAAAGUAAGCCAGCGGGGGUCUCCAGUACUGCACUGCUCCCCAGCUGAGCCGUUAUUUACGUGUAUCUCGUUUCUGGGCCAGGAGCGGUGGCUGGUUCUCUAUCUGUGUGCAGAACUCCCCAUCCAAAGAGGGGCCAAUAAACAGAUGUAAAACAGCCGCCCCAUGGGAGCCAAAGGGAAUUAAAUCAGCUCAGUUUAAAGACCGACAUCUAGAUCCUGGAGGGUCACUGGAGCAGGUGGGGGUCUGUGUAGGGUCUGGACAGUACUCCACAGCAAGCUGUCUGAGUGUCUCUGCUCUCCAAGCCCUGCACAGACGCCACCCACCGUUCCCUGCCCCGAGGCAGCGCUGCUGCAUGCCCAGUGGCAACAGGCCUGGGGGCUGUUCCGUUUCAGAACGCUGGGUCCAGAUGGGGCCCAAUCCCUCAGGAACAGCCUGUUCCCCGUGACGCCAGGAGCCUGUUUUCUGUUAUGUGCACUCUCCAGCUCCCCGUGGCAGUGACUCUCCUGAGCCUUUGGGCGCUUGCUAAGAGAGGUUUCCCUACGUUGUCUGAGAAACGAGAGACUACACGUUCCUGUAGGCUGAGCAGCUGAUUGGCUGUGCGCCGGGGCCAGCCUGACUCUUGGUACUACCGUGCUCGAGCCCUGGGAGGAUCCACCGACAAGGCGUGGCGGAGUUAAACUGCUGCAGCAGAAGGCAGGGGGAGGUGAGCUCUCCCCUGGUUUGGGAAGUACUAGCUUUGUCUUCAGUGACCGGGGCUGGCUCUUUGAGAAACGUCACUGUCACUGCUAGGCUUGUCCCUCCACAGCAGCUGCCUUUGGGGGGUUGAGCAGUCAGGCAGUAAGGGGACCUGGGCCCCAAAAGCUAUCAAAGGUCUAAAGCCCUAGCAGGGACCCUCAGAGGUUUGAAAGGCAUCUCUGGCACCUACUGUACAUUGGCAUCUGCUGUGGGUUCUGUCCAAAAUUCAGUCUGGUGGCUGGGGUGGAACCCAAAGCCAGCUCCCUAUAGUGCUUGUGGCAGGAGAGCAAGGUGCUGUGCUGGAGCUGGCUGGCUCUCCUUCCCUGUGGAGAGGUGUUGGGAUGAGUUUUUAGCCAAGGUUCGAAGCCUACCCAGGAUGGCUGGGACGGGCUGCAGGAGCAGCCCUGUUACACAUCAUGCCACGCAUCGAGGGCUCACCAGCAUGCUGGGGACUUCACAGACACGGGCUGGGCCCCUGCCCGCAGGAGCUGCUGUCCUAAACAGGGAGGGAAGAGGGCUCCAACGAGGAGCAGCAUCCAGAUUCCCCCGCUGUUUUGCGCUGUGGCAAUAGCGGUCUGUUGUGCAGCAAGAUGGCCUCUGGCGGCUGCUGGGUCUUGGUAGACCACAUUUUGUGCAGUGUGGUGGCUCCAGCAAGCGAUUCCGCCCUGCUGUGGAUGCUGUUAGUGGAGGCCCCGUUGAUCCCGGUGUGACACACAAGGUCUUGGGGGAUGCUCGCGUUGGCACUGCUGCACCUUCCCUUGUAGUAUAAAUUCACCCGACAUCCAAAAAGCCUGCACUGGCUUCCUGCUAGAGCCCCAGUGUUCUCAUGCUGGAGAAGGGCCCCCCAGUUCUAUCCAGGCUGUAAUAUUGACCAGAGGAGCCCAGCUCUGGCACAGAAGGAACCACCUGUUAUAGCCAUCUCAUGGGAGAGAGUCCUCUCUGCAUGAGCAAGCCUGUUCCAGCUGAGUGGAUGGGGAGAGAAGGGGCCUUAGGUUCUGAGGAAGUCACUUGAAAGACUUGCUGCUUUUCAUGUUGCUCUCCCCAGGGCUGUUAGUCCCCCGCAUCACUUACCAGCUGUGCUAAGGUUGAAGGCUUUUCCAUGCCGGACCUUCCCCCCCCCCCCCCCCCCCCCCACACAAUUAUUUCCCUGCAGCUUACUCCCUCCCUUCAAUUACCUUCAGUGAAAUUGAUUGGCUGCCCCCUGCUGGUGGCUAUGAUGCAUUCAGCUGCAGCAGGGUCUGUGUCCACAGAUUCCCAGUGUGAGAGGCUAAAUGCCACCUGUGCCAUACAGCACCCACUUUGUGAAAAGGUGGGGGCUGGAAAGUCUGGAGGCGUGGCUGUUCCUUCCCCGGUGCUGCUGUUCAGUGGAUGUAAAGUAUGCAUGGACGAGGCAGGUGGAACGGAGCGAAGGCUUGUGCUGCAGCUACUGCCGUGGUAGUUUUGUGCAUGGAUGCACUGAACUGCCAGCUUAAAACGUGCUCUGUGUGUAUGUCACUGAGCCAGCUGUGAAUACCUGCGAUCCUAGUCUCAUACAACCUCCCCGAGUCCAGUCGGUAAUGGGAUAGUUGUAUUACAGCUCCAGCUGUCUGUUUCACACCACUGCCUUGACGGACACUAGCAACUCUGCCUGGCCAGCACCAUAUUGGGAUUUACAGGAGUCUUUUGCUAAGCCAUGCAGGGGAGGAUUCUUGUAAAAUUCAAGCCUCUUUACCCACAAGGCUGUGAGGGAAAGAAGCCUUAGGCCAGUACACCAGUCACAGGGGAGAGGAAUCAGUGCGGAGGGUUGGUUGUGGUAGGGUUGCUCAGGAGCAAAAUUCAAAAGCAAACAAAUCAUGUCUAUGGCUAAUCAAACAGAAGUGUAGUAGGUCAGGCUCCUGCGUGAGGGGCUCAGGUGCUGAGCUCCUGCAGUGGGAGCCUACGGCUCUGCAAACAGGCCACGUGCAGGCAGCCAGUGUAUGGCCGAGGGUGAGGAGGUGGCCUUAUGAUGAAGGAACAAGUUUGGUGAGAGGGGCUGUAUAAGUUGAACUGCACUAGCCCUACUAGCCAGAGCGGGUGCUCUGACCGGGGAUGCGAACACAGCUCUUUGCAGCUCACACGACUUUCCAGUGGACAGCAGCAAUGUGAAGGGCGAGCAGAAAUGGGGCCUGGCAGUCAGGUUGCCCAACACUUCCAUUUUUUUUAUACAUACGUAUCCAGCUGAGGCUCCAGGUUCAUUAUCAUUAUUUGACAUUGGUGAGGCCUCAUCUGGAAUACUGUGUCCAGUUUUGGGCCCCACACUACAAGAAGGAUGU
Molecule: messenger RNA, 6591 nt
Organism: Terrapene triunguis (Three-toed box turtle)
Lineage: Eukaryota; Metazoa; Chordata; Testudines; Emydidae
Gene: TRAF2
Product: TNF receptor associated factor 2
Exons: 7
Coding region: 29-1300 (423 amino acids)
Biological process (GO): positive regulation of canonical NF-kappaB signal transduction; protein autoubiquitination; protein K63-linked ubiquitination
Cellular component (GO): cytoplasmic side of plasma membrane; cytosol; plasma membrane signaling receptor complex
Molecular function (GO): ubiquitin-protein transferase activity; tumor necrosis factor receptor binding; zinc ion binding
Source: RefSeq, a predicted model, not a curated record